AUGAGCGCCGCGCCGCCGCCGAAUCCCGCGAACCAGAUGCCGGAGCCGCCGCGGCAGAAGCGCGCGUACACGAAGCGCGGCACGGGCGCGACGGCGAUGAAGAAGCAGAAGCCGUUGAAGGGCGGCCUGAGCAAGAUGUACCAGGGCCGCGCGGGCGCGCCCGCGCGACUCCAGGAGCAGGACCGCGAGUCCGCGCUCGCGACGGCGCUCCGCUGCGGCCGCCAGCUCUGCGGCUGCAGCGACGAGCGGGUCGCGCUCAAGUGCGUGAACCUGCUCCUGGUGAUCACGCGCGAGCUCGAGGUGCCGUGCCUCGAGGCCGGCGACUUCUACGACGACGAGUCGCCGCUGCUGAACGGUCUCGCGACGAUGCUCGACCGGUGCCUGCCCCCGGGCCCGCUGGCCUCGUCGCUCUUCGGCGACCCGGGCGCGCCGCCCCUCGAGGACGAUGUGGACCCCUGGGCCUGGCGCGUCGGCGGCGACCGCGAGCCCGCGCCGGAGUACGUGGACGACGUCGCGGCGCGCGCGUCGUCGCCGCUCUGUCUGGCCGUGCUGACGGUGCUGCGCAACGUCGCGCAGACGGCGAGCAACCGGAGCGCCAUCGCGCACCACGACCGCUGCCUGCGCCACGUCCUCGUCCUCCUGGAGCCGCCGCUGCUGGGCCUCGAGUCGGCGACGCUCUGCGUCGACGUGCUCGCGUCCGUGGGCCGCCACGUGGAGCUCGGCGGCGCGUUCCUCGAGUCGCGGCCCCUGCGCCACUACCUGGCGCGCGGCGGCGGCGGCGCCAAGGACGACGCGCUGAAGAACGGCUGCGCGCUCGCGGGCAUCGCGCCGCCGGGCGCGCGCGCGGCGCGCGCGCUCGACGGCGGCGCGGGCGACGUCGUGCGGCGGCGCGCGACGCUCGCGCGGCGCUGCUUCCGGGCCGUGCGCCUGUGCCUGCACUACGGCGCGGCGCCCGGACCGCUGGCCUUCCUGAGCCCCGUCGACGAGGACGACGCGGGCGACUUCGCCGGGUUCGGCGCGUCCGCGCCGAUGGAGCGCUACGCCGUGCGGCCCGGCGCGACGCUGCGCGAGGGCGGCCGCGACGCGGCGCGGGCGCACCAGCGGCACGUCGCGCUGCGGGCGCUGGAGACGCUCGCGUCGUUCCGGAAUUCGGAGUGGAACGCGCCGGCGCUCGACGAGACGCCGGCGGACGUCGUCCGCCUGUCGGCGGAGCGCCUCGCGCGCGCGUACCCCGACGAGGCCGUGGACUCCGAGGCGCGCCUCGCGGGGCUCGAGGCGCUGACGCUGCUCGCGGACCGCGACGCGGCCGCGCCGGUCGUCGCGCGGUUGGCCGCGUUCGCGCCCGCGGCGGACCUCGCGCUCGCGGCCAUCGUCGCGACGCACGUCAAGUACCUCGACGCGCCGACGGCGGCGGCGGCGGCGGCGGCGAAGCCCGCGCCCGCGCCCGCGCCCGCCGCGGGCGCGCCCGCGCCCGCGCCCGCCGCGCCCGCGCCGCCGCCGCCGGUGGUGCUCCAGCGCUCCGAGGACCCCGUCGCGGGCGUCGUGACGCUCGGCCCGCGCCUCGAGCUCCCGCCGCCGCCGCCGCCGACGGCCGACGAGGACGGCUCCCGCCUCGCGCCGCCGCGGUCGCUCCGCGCGGAGACGGUCCGCUCCGCGUGCCAGUUCCUCGCGACGCUCGCGAGCCACGACGCCGCGCGCGCGGCCAUCGCCGACCGCGCCUGCCUGCUCCUCCCGGCGGCCGCGAACAACGACGACGUCGCGGACCUCGUCUUCAACAAGCUCAUGUAG
This is a messenger RNA of Aureococcus anophagefferens, 1788 nucleotides long. RefSeq lists its product as hypothetical. The transcript has a single exon. Lineage: Eukaryota; Pelagophyceae; Pelagomonadales; Pelagomonadaceae. The coding region runs from base 1 to 1788 and encodes 595 amino acids. The record is from RefSeq and is a predicted model, not a curated record.